AUGACUGAUAAAUUGUGGAAAACGUUUUGUGCAGCUUUUCCUAUUUUAAAUGAAAAGCGAUCUCCUGAAUCCAUAACAGAAGACAACUUCAUAAAUUCAGUACAGGAACUUCGCAACUUAAAAAUAGACCAAAUAUUCAUCCAACACAUAUUUACACAAAUAGAAACCUACAUAAGACAACAAGUAGCCCCCUUGUUUUGGAGUAAAUUCCAAAUACAAAACAAUGCACAGAAUACAUCCAACAACUUUCAAGACUCUGUUACAUAUCUUUAUGAUUUUGUUAAAAGUUUUCAACCACAGUUACAAAGACUGGAUUAUAUGAGGAAGUCUUGUGAUUCUGUGCAGUUAAUUUAUGGAGAAAGUGAUACUUUGGAGGCUUUUUUAGUUAUUUUAAGAGCUACACUGUUUUCGCAGAAAGUUCUUGAUUAUGAAGUUGUGGUACAUGAUUUUUAUGAUAAGGCUUUCAAGGUGUUUGCAAACUGCGACACAGAUGCUGAAGACUCCCUAGACGAUAUAACAUGUCCAGGAUGUUCCAUGGAGACAGAUUCAUGUGCCUGUUCUACUAUUGUUAUGAACUUUCAUUAUGUAAACAGCUGUCUGAUGUCGAUGGGGCUUCUUGAAAAGUUAGCAGGACAAGUCAUUACAAGUCUUAUUCAGGAUAGAAUAAAUUUACAUGUUAAAAACACUACUAAAGGCAGUUUUGACUUGUCACAUAUUAAACCUUUAGAAGAGUGGUUAGAUUGUAUAGUUGUAAACUGGUUAAUUAAAAUUUACUGUGGAGGCUCUGCAGAAAUUCCACGAAACAAUCUUAAAAUUGCAAAGGCUAUAGAGAGAUUUAAAAGAAAACUAGGACACUUUUUGUAUGAAACUUACACACUUACCAGGAUUGAACAGUUGUUUAACAUUAUUAUAGAGUAUCCUGAAUCCCAGCCAGCAAUUGAAGACCUCAAACAGUGUCUCCCCAAAACAGAAUUACGUCCCAAAUUAGUAUCAACUCUGCAAAAUGCUUUGCAGACCAGACUGCUACAUCCAGGUGCCAACACCCCAGAUAUUCUGACGGCUUAUAUAUCUGCAAUAAAGGCUUUGAGACAUUUGGACCCGAGUGGAGUCUUGCUGGAAACUAUUACGGAGCCUGUCAGGCAGUAUUUGAGAGGAAGAGAUGAUACAAUAAGGUAA
Messenger RNA from Ctenocephalides felis (cat flea), 1176 nucleotides. RefSeq names its product anaphase-promoting complex subunit 2-like. The coding region runs from base 1 to 1176 and encodes 391 amino acids. The transcript is spliced from 5 exons. Gene Ontology annotation, cellular component: anaphase-promoting complex. The record is from RefSeq and is a predicted model, not a curated record. Lineage: Eukaryota; Metazoa; Arthropoda; Insecta; Siphonaptera; Pulicidae.